AUGGCGAGUGUUAUAUCGUUGUUGUUGUUCGCAGUGUGUGUGUAUUUUUCAUAUGUGGAAGCUCAUGUUUCAUUGACUUUUCCGCCGGCGCGAAAAUUUGAUUUGGAUUUUCUUGAUAACUCCAGGACGAAGGGGCCAUGCGGUAUGCCAAAAGGAAAUAUUCGAACAUCUCUGAUGAGCGGCUCCACCUUCAACGUGACCUGGCAUUUAGCUUAUGCGCAUCGAGGUGGAUUCAGGCUGCAACUAUUAGAUUAUUUGGAGCGACCACUUCUGGAUCUGACACCAUCAAGUGGUGGUUCUGAAUUUGUUAAACAAGAUGCAACGGCACAAUCUUUCUUGGUACAUUUACCAGCUGAUUUUACUUGUGAGAAUUGCACUUUGAGAUUAUUGCGUCAAGCUGAUGAAUGGGGCGGCAACUACAGAUUUUGGUCUUGUGCUGAUAUUGAUAUAAAAGAUCGUCGUCACUACAGAGAGUCCUGUUUCGGCCACGGAAGAUAUCUUCUAGGAAAAUGCAAAUGCGACCGCCUCUACGGAGGUCCUCGAUGUCAGUACCGUGAAGAAUGUCUGGAAGACGGCGACUGCGGUCAAAGGGGAAGAUGUGUCGACCAUGGAGGAAGUUCGCUACCAAGACAACAGUGUUAUUGCGAAUUAGGAUGGUACGGACCCGGAUGCAAUAAACGGUCUCCGAUGAAAACUACCGACAUCGAUUUUUCGGGAUACACUUCGAAACAAUUGAGCCCAGACUUUAGGCUACAUUGGAGGAUACUGGAAGAACAGAAAGAAAUUGAGGUUGUGAUGGUCGUGAACGGGACAUCAUACGCCGCUUUGGGCUGGAGACCGCGAUCUCUCACCGCCAAAUGCAGAAACUUCCCGCAGAUUGGAAAGAAAAUUGCUGCCACGGCAGAUACAACAACAGAACCAGAACCGGAACCGACAAGCGAACCAAGCGCCGAACCAGAGCCUGAACCAACUAGUGAACCUACUGCAGAACCAGAACCACACAGUGGGGAAAAAACCAAGACGAAACGUGUGGCCAGGCCUGCUGCCAAUGAAGAACUAACUUCGGAACCAGAUGUCACGGUGCAAACCAGCGUCAGUUAUAGAGUCAGUACCAGACACGGUCGCAGAAAGCGUGAAGCAGAAGAAAACUUGAGCGAACCACAAGAGGGCAUCAGAAAAUCCAAAACAGCAUUCAUUGAUUUCCACGAUGCCGAACCAGUUUCAGCAGCUGAACCGAGCGCUGAACCAGAACCCGGCUCUGAACCAGAACCAAGUUCUGAACCCGAACCAGCAUCUGCUGAACCAGAACCAAGCUCGGAACCAAACGCAGAACCGGAGCCUACGAGUGAACCAAACGCAGAACCGGAACCUAAAUCCGAGCCAGAACCUAAAUCUGAACCUGAACCUACUUCAGAACCUACAUCAGAACCCGCUUCUGAACCUGAGCCAAAAUCUGAACCAGAACCGAAAUCUGAGCCAGAACCGAGUUCCGAACCGGAACCCAGCUCUGAGCCAGAACCCAGUUCAGAGCCUGAACCAAGUUCAGAGCCAGAGCCUAGCUCAGAACCUGAACCAACGUCGGAACCCGAACCAAAAUCAGAACCUGAACCAGAACCUAAAUCAGAGCCGGAACCUAAACCAGAACCGGAACCAACAAGUGAACCAAGCGCCGAACCAGAGCCUGAACCAACUAGUGAACCUACUGCGGAACCAGAACCACACAGUGGAGAAAAAACCAAGACCAAACGAGUGGCCAGGCCUGCUGCCAAUGAAGAACUAACAUCGGAACCAGAUGUCACGGUGCAAACCAGCGUCAGUUAUAGAGUCAGUACCAGACACGGUCGCAGAAAGCGUGAAGCAGAAGCAUUUAUUGACUUCCACGAUGCCGAACCAGUUUCGGCAGCUGAACCAAGCGCCGAACCAGAACCCGGCUCUGAACCAGAACCAAGUUCUGAACCCGAACCAGCAUCUGCUGAACCAGAACCAAGCUCGGAACCAAACGCAGAACCGGAGCCUACGAGUGAACCAAACGCAGAACCGGAACCUAAAUCCGAGCCAGAACCUAAAUCUGAACCUGAGCCUACUUCAGAACCUACAUCAGAACCCGCUUCUGAACCUGAGCCAAAAUCUGAACCAGAACCAAAUUCUGAGCCAGAACCGAGUUCCGAACCGGAACCGAGCUCUGAGCCAGAACCCAGUUCAGAGCCUGAACCAAGUUCAGAGCCAGAGCCUAGCUCAGAACCUGAACCAACGUCGGAACCCGAACCAAAAUCAGAACCUGAACCAGAACCUAAAUCAGAGCCGGAACCUACUUCCAAAUCAGCACCAGUCAGCAAGUCUGCUCAAGCUCAAUCAGACUCCUACGCUCCUAAACACGAUUUCAGUCCUAUGGAUUGUACAGAUAUUGUUAUUGGUACAGCUAGAGGAACAGCCAGCAGAAUUUGGGACUAUUAUACCAGAGACAGAUCGACACCAAGAAUGGAUACAUUCUGGGGUGGAAAAAGUGAUUUGACUGCUGCCAUGGGCUUUGAAAAAGACGGUGUGACAACAAUUCUAUUCAGGAAGAAGUUACAAGCUACAGAACCAACAGAUCAUUCAUUUGAGAAGGAGUUGAUGCAUGUCAUAUGGGCUAGGGGACAAGAAUUUGGGCACUACGUCCAUAAUCCGCCAUCAGGUAUAGAAAAGGAGGCGGUAUCAAUGAAAGAUUUCUACAAAGCGGAUGAGUUGAAAUACCAUGGACAUGGAAGUCAAAGGGGAGCGCUUACACUUAAUUUCUUUGAUGAAGCAAAACCAACACCAAAUUCUUCUGGUUCUGCAUCAAUUAUUGGUGAUUGUGGAGGAUCAUGGGGAACUCCACGAGGUUGUGACCCCGACCAAAAAGAUAAAGCUGGUUCUUGCGAAUACCAUGCAUCUUGGGAACUCACAGAUCGAGGAGAUGCAAUGCGAUUCACUAUUAAGACCACACAUACAGAUACUUGGACAGGCGUUGGCUUCUCUGAUGACGAUAAGAUGUCGCAAACAGAUGCUGUCUUAGGGUGGGUUGACAAAGGUGGACGCCCAUUCUUGAUGGACGCAUGGAUCAAUGGCUACGGAAUGCCAAAGCUUGAUGAUUCCCAAGAUAUCUACAACACCAGUGCUAAAUUGCAAGAUGGGGUCACAACGAUAUCGUUCACAAGAAAAAGAAUUAGCAAAGAUAAAUCACAGGAUUUAUCUUUCACUGAAGAUCAUUGCUUAUACAUGAUGUUCCCAGUUCAUGGAGGUGCUUUUAAUAGCGUGAAUAAAAAAACAAGAAGGCAUACUACAACUCCAGUUGUUUCAGAGAAACGUAUUUGCAUCAAGAGUUGCGGAAGAGACAUCGGUCGUGAAGAAGCAACCACCCGUCCACCUCCACCUCGUCUAGUUUACACAAUGCAAGUAAAACUUCUUCAGCUUGCCGAAGGUUUUACAGCACCUGACACAAAUAGUGAAGAUUUUGAUCAACUUGCAAAUACAGUUACUGGUGCAUUCCGUGGACCCCUGGAACAUUUGCCUGGUUUUAGCAGUCUUGAUGUAAUGGAAUUCCAAGACUUGGAUGGAGCUGUGAUAGCAAAAAUGCGUUUAUUGCUUGACAAAGCUUCUUACGAAAAAGGCAGAUCUCUGGAUCCAGUCAGCAAUGAUGUCGAUGUUGUAGCAGAUUCCGAAGAGCAAGUUAAAAGCGCUAUUAGAGACACUCUGGCACCUGGCAAAGUUGGAAAUUUGAAUGUUGAUCCAGGAUUCUUGGUUUUUGAAAGCCAUAGUUUAACUUCUGCACCAGUUUUGGAAUCUUCUGAAGAUUUUGGAGGUGGCUUUUUCCGACUUACUGGUACCAGAUUGUAUUCAGUCCUUGGUUGUAUAGCAGCCCUGGUUUUAGUCGCGAUUAUUCAAGCAGGUUGCACAAUAUAUAAGACCAGCAGAGGAGGAAGCAAUCAAAAGGACCAAUUAAUACCCCACUCUGCCUGGAAGGACUACAGUGCAGCCAACACCAACUACGCUUUUGAUGCCUUCGAGACUGAAGAGAAGCACCCGACCAACGGAGGAGCUCAUCCAAGAACCCCAACAAAAGUUUACAACACAAAUCUACCACCAAGUAAACAAGCAGCAGCUGCAAUUUUAUCUUCGACCCAAACACUACCUUAUUACGAACACAGCAGAAGUUUACAAAGAUCUAACGGGAAAUCAAAUAAUAACUACAGCCAUGGCGGGUACCAGCAAGGACACUCGCCGCCAGUCAGUUACCAGAUGCAACCAGACAGAAGCACUUAUUCUCUUCCCAGGACAAACCACGGACAUGCUUUAGGAAACUCUGGAAUGCAUAAUGGGUAUUAUACCCAAGACAGGAGGGCACACAGGAACCAAGGACACCAGCAACAGCACGUUGGGGAUAUGCCUGCGGAUUUCUAUUUCAUGCCUUCUCAACGCAAAUAUAGUGGUGAAGUGGUCAGGGUGUACGUAGACUAUAACAAGGACCCAAAGUGAACAGUAGAUUUAUAGAAAAUAUAAAAAGUCAUGCUAGUUUUUGUUUAAACAAAAAAAUUAUGGACGCAAGUUCAUAUAACUAAUAACGACUUAAAUUGUAAGUCGAAUUUGUCUGAAGAUUG
Molecule: messenger RNA, 4616 nt
Organism: Ctenocephalides felis (cat flea)
Lineage: Eukaryota; Metazoa; Arthropoda; Insecta; Siphonaptera; Pulicidae
Gene: nahoda
Exons: 23
Coding region: 1-4494 (1497 amino acids)
Source: RefSeq, a predicted model, not a curated record